Messenger RNA from Penicillium daleae, 1647 nucleotides. RefSeq names its product cytochrome P450. Gene Ontology annotation, molecular function: heme binding; iron ion binding; monooxygenase activity. The coding region runs from base 1 to 1647 and encodes 548 amino acids. NCBI's taxonomy places the organism in Eukaryota, Fungi, Ascomycota, Eurotiomycetes, Eurotiales, Aspergillaceae. The record is from RefSeq and is a predicted model, not a curated record. The transcript is spliced from 3 exons.
AUGGCGCUACUUACCAACUUCCGCAACGACUUGCAGCAACUGUAUCGUCAGUCUGCUUUUUUUGUCACUGAUUGGUCUAUUUGGAUUUGCGGCUGUGCGAUCAUCGUUGGUUACUUUAUCAUUCGAAUUAGGCGCGCCCGGUUUUCAUACCUAGACUUGCCUCAACCACCUCACAAUGCUGUUUUUGGUCACCUACUUGCGAUGGGAGAGGUUGCCCGAUCCCUUCCAAAGGAUAUUUCACCGCACAUUAUGUUUACUCAGCUACAACAUAAAUACAACCUUGGGUCGCUCUUUACGGUGGACUUACGCCCGUUUGCCCCGGACAAGACUUUAGUUAUUGCAGAUCCGAUUCUAGCGAAGAAGGUUACACAGGCACCAGUGCUACCGAAACAUCCCGUGAAUGGAACUAUCAUUUCUCAUGUUGUCGGCCAUAAAAGCCUUAUACUAUCAGAAGGUAAGGAAUGGCAGGCAAUACGUUCUAUCUUUGCACCAGGCUUUGCUCCUAGUAAGAUCAUUGAUCUUGCCGGUGCAAUCGUGGACGAAACACUUGUCUUUUGCAAUAUCUUACGUCAAUAUGCGCAAACUGGGGAAACAUUCAGACUUUGGGAUGCUGUAAUUAAUCUCACCAUCGAUAUCAUUGGACAAGCAAUCCUUGAUGUUAAGCUCAAGUCCCAGACUACCGAGAACGAAUUUGUGGUAGCUCUGCGCCAUCUCAUCUUAUCUACACCGAAUUUCGGCAGUCUGAACCCAUUUGCGAAUCUGAACCUGAUUCGGCCAGUCAUACACUGGUACUAUGGACGCAAGGUAGACAAUUAUCUUUCCAAAGUUAUCGAUAUGCGGAUGAAACUCGUGACAGAAACGAAAACCUCAAAGCCUGUUCUGGACUACGCACUGGAAGAAAAUGGUCGAAAUGGCCGGACAAUCAUCCCCCAGCACGAGCUGAAUCGCGUUGUUCUUGAUAAUAUGCGUUCUUUCAUCUUUGCAGGUCAUGAUACAACAGCUAGCACUAUUUCCUACAUAUAUCUUAUGAUUGAGCGCCACCCGGAUGUACUCCGGAAGGUACAACAUGAACAUGACCAGGUCUUCUCGACAGAUUUAUCCCAAACGGCACAAAAAAUUAAAGAAACCCCCACGCUCUUGAACCAACUUCCCUAUACACUUGCUGUGAUCAAGGAGGUCCUCCGGUUAUACCCUAUUGGCCAUCCAGCGAAAAUUGUUAGUGACGGAUAUGAACUUACUCAUGAUGGAACAAAAUAUACUUUGAAAGGUAGCUACAUGAUGAUGAUAGCCACACACACAAUGGGACGAUCCGCGAACCUCUUUGCGGACCCCGACGAGUUUCGACCCGAACGCUUUCUACCUGGUGCAUCAGAUUCGAUUUCCACCGAUGCCUGGCGCCCUUUCGAGAGGGGGCCUCGCAACUGUAUAGGUCAAGGGCUAGCAUUACUAGAGAUGAAAAUUGUCAUGGUGCUUACAUUGCGCGAGUUCAACGUGAGGUCAGCCUUUAUAAAGCAGCAGUGUGGAACACCAGAUUCCUUGCGAACUAUGAACGGUGACCCGGCUUACCAGGUACAAGGCAUCGCGGCGAAGCCCAAGGAUGGUUUACCGUCCAAGGUUAUCGAACGCGUGUUGCCCGUUCACAAGUAG